Molecule: messenger RNA, 825 nt
Organism: Diaporthe citri
Lineage: Eukaryota; Fungi; Ascomycota; Sordariomycetes; Diaporthales; Diaporthaceae
Exons: 4
Coding region: 1-825 (274 amino acids)
Source: RefSeq, a predicted model, not a curated record
AUGUUUUUUUCCAACAUUCUUGGCUUCAAUUUCCUCGCUGUUCUAGAGGCGGAACAUUACCUACUGGAUGGAUAUCUCAACGGCCAAGCCGCCGACAUCGUCCCGGACACAGGCUCUGACAUUAUGGUUCUGUCUCUUCUGUUUGCAAAACAACUUGGACUCACAGUCCACAACGGGCCUGAGCAUAGGAUCAAAGUUCAAUUCAUUGACGGAUCUGAGGCUUAUACCAUUGGAAGGGUGCGAGGUGUGAAAUGGAGGUUUCAGCGAUAUCUCGACUGGGGCAAGCACACACUGCGCAGGGAUGGAUACGAGUUCCACAUCAUUCAGAAUCUACCUGUCGACGUGAUCGUCAGCAACGACUUCAUUGCUAAAGUCGGGGUAGGCAUGUACGGCAUCCGAUAUAUCGAGUCGAAGCGUGCGCACAAAAAGGAGCAGAUGAGUUGCGGCCAAUCUUCCUCCGCAGAGACGGAGGAAAGCGAACUCCACCGCCGAGACGCGGCCGAGGAGGACAUCGAAGAGCUCCUCCUGACGGACCCAGUCGCAGCGGAGUCCAGACGGCUAGAGGAGCAGGAGAGGAGGCGCGCUCAGGACCGGCACAAGAGGCGUUAUGACGAAGUUCGACUGGCCUCCAUUCCACAGACAGCAACCAUCAAUACUGGACGCAUCGCGCUACCGGCCCAACAUUCAAGCACCGACUUCUCAUUGCACAAUACGAGCUUGACUCGGCAAUCGGCUCACGUCUUAUACCAAUCACAGGCAGGUGCCGCAACGGCCGCGAGUUUCGAUAAGGCAGGCUUCAUCAGUAGAAAUCCAGGCAGCAACUAA